Messenger RNA from Linum trigynum, 5710 nucleotides. Lineage: Eukaryota; Viridiplantae; Streptophyta; Magnoliopsida; Malpighiales; Linaceae. The record is from the annotation of a GenBank genome assembly.
GGUCAGCAGCGCCGGAGUCAGAUCGGUUACAGAAUCAAUCCAUCCAUCCGGCAGCUAAUUCAUUCUUUCAUUUUCAUCUCUCGCUGCACCGAAUCAAAAACCAAACCCAAACCCAACCCCCAAAACUUAAUAAAUACAGAAACGCCCAACACAUACACCUCACCUCGCCCCCAUUUUCGGCUACCCUUUCCUUUCAUCGCCUCUCUCUCUCUCUCUCUCUCUCUCAUCUUCCUAGAAUCUGUGUCAGCCAUUUCAUAUUUUCUCUUGACCUCGAUCAGCCCAGGGAAGAAAAGUUUAUACCAUCGUCCUCCGGCGAAUUCAUUAGGACGUACGCCGUCCAAUCAAACAGAAAUUCAAUACCCCGGCCUGCCGGCGCCGACAUUGUAAUUCUGCGAGUGGCCCCUUUGCUCCCGCUAGCUAGCUAGCUAUCCCGCUCCAUUUAUAUAUAUCAUUUCUUCGCUCGCCCCAUAUCGAUCGGCCGGGUAACUCAUCUCAUUCCCCUUCCUCCAUAUGUUUUCUUCUUCUGCAUGCUUUUCUGUUUUUUCUUUUGGGUCUGAUAGAAAAGGUAUUUUGUGCAUUUUCUCCGUUUCUUUUGGUUUCCCUGCUGCUGCUGUUCUUGUUCUUUUGCUUGUCCAUACAUUCUGUUUUAUUUUCUGUUCUUUAUUUAUAAUAUUUAAUUAAUAUUAUAUAUCCAUGUAGAAGUACAAAAGAAUCAUAUAUAUAUAAUAAUAAUACAAUAAGACACCGAUGAUGCAACGACGUCAGGAUUGCAAAAUCAAGGUCGACACCCAGUUGAACCACAAAACCAUCCAACGCAACCGAUUCUACAAACAAACAUACAUUAGAAUUAGAUACCCGGUUCAAGAACUACAAAGGGUAGGGUAGAUUGUAGAUAUGAUGCACAAGAAAUUUCUUACUUGAAUGCUCACGCAAUCGAUUGCCAGCUACCUAACUACGUAUUCACCACAGAUUUAACUCACUAAUCAAACCAAAUCCCCUGUUUGCUCCUACUUAUUUUGUUCCCACUUGUUCUGCUGCUCGUGUCAUGGCGACUAAUUAAUUACUUCAAAUUUUGAACAUCUUUCUAUUCUCCUUGUGCAGAUAGAUGGGGGUAUUAGAUCUUUUUGUGGCGUCGACCAUUCCGGUCAUCAAGGUCCUCGUCAUCACUGCACUCGGCACCUUCCUCGCCCUUGACCGCGUCGAUGUCCUGGGGGCCGAUGCCAGAAAACACGUCAACAACGUAGUGUUCUAUGUGUUCAACCCGGCACUCAUGGUGGGGAGCCUCUCCCAGACCAUAACCUUCCAGCAGAUGGUGAAGCUGUGGUUCAUGCCGGUCAACGUCCUCAUCACCUUCGUGGUGGGUUCGGUCCUGGGCUGGAUGGUCAUACAGCUCACCAGGCCGCCCAAGGAGCUGAGGGGACUCAUCAUCGGCUGCACCGCCGCAGGGAACUUGGGCAACAUGUUUAUGGUCAUGAUACCCGCCAUCUGUAAGGAGAAAGGCAGCCCCUUUGGCUCCCCUGAAGUCUGCCAGUCCUACGGCUUGGCCUAUGUCUCCGUCUCCAUGGCCUUGGGAGCAGUGUAUCUAUGGACCUAUGUUUACAGUAUUAUGAGGGCAUCGACCAUAGUAGAUACAGCAGGAGGAGAAGGCGGCGAUGACAUAGAGAAGCUUCCAGUCAGCAUCAUCAAUACUACUACGACUGGAACUGUUGAAAACUCCCUUGAACACCCGCUUCUUCAACCUGCUUCACCUACCUCGAACCAUAACAAGAUCAGCAGCUUCCCUCAGAAGGUAAAGCAAGGGCUGACCAAAACGCUGGGAAAUGUCAACUGGAAGACCAUCUUUGCACCUUCCACCAUUGGUGUGAUUAUAGGAUUUGCGAUCGGGCUGACUCCGCCAAUAAAGAAUGUGCUGGUGGGAGACGAAGCACCUCUUCGUGUUAUUCAAGAUUCCGCUGUCCUCUUAGGACAGGCAGCCAUCCCAACUCUGACCCUGCUUGUCGGAGCUAAUCUACUCAGAGGGCUGAAAGGGUCGAGCGUGAAGAAGACGGUGAUAAUCGGGGUGGUACUGGCCAGAUACGUGGCCCUUCCUCUGGUCGGGAUCGUGGUGGUGAAAGGGGCGCUGCGGUUAGGGUUCAUCCCGGCAAACGACCCACUCUAUCAAUUCAUUCUCCUCCUGCAGUUCACCGUCCCGCCUGCGAUGAACAUCGGCAUCAUCACCCAGUUGUUUGGAGCAGGGGAGUCCGAGUGUUCCGUCAUCAUGCUCUGGACUUACGCCUUGGCUUCCGUCUCCCUCACCCUUUGGUCCACUUGCUUCAUGUGGCUCGUCACCUCUUCUUGAACAUCUUAUCUUAUCUUGGUGAUGAUGAUAGUGGUAGUAAUGUAGCCAAAAAGAGAACAACAAAAAGAUGGUAUAUUUGUUACUGCACCCUCCAUUUUAUGAGUAGGAAACAGAGGCAGAAAGCAGAGCCUUUGAGGAAUAUUGCAGGACGAGGGUGAUAGAUAUUAGAUUCCCAUUGCUUCAAUUCUUCAAUUAUUCUUAUGUUGUAUUCUUGUAUAUACGACCUUUAUAUCGAUUCAUAUACAUGAGUGAAGUAGAAUACAAGCAUUGUUCGUAAUGAUACGUCUCGCAUCUCAUUUUGCCCUUCAGACCUUUUUGUGUUGCUAACCAUUUCUCAACAGUCUUGACAAAAUCUAAAGCAAAACGAAAUCAUACCCAAUUUCAGGUACGCAGAACCUGUAACUAAAUGCUACUAGAAUCCAUACCCCCUACUACGCUGCAUAACAUUUAGUUGUAUUUGGUAUCUCCAGCGGCGGAUCCAGAACACAAUAGCGCACUGGGCCGCAUUUCAUUAGAAAUUAGAUAUCGUAAAAAGGAUAAUGAUUUUAUAUUUUUUUACAAUGUCAAUUGUUCACGAUGGUGUUUUAAUUUAGCGAAUGCAUCAAUGAUGGAGUCUAUAUCCAUACCAAUAGUAUGCUCUGUUUCAAAUAAAAUACUUGAGCAACCGACGAGUAAUUCAUCGCUCAUUUUGUUGCGCUAAUAAGUUUUCACAUGUUUCAUUGUUGAUAAGAUUCUCGCCGUAGCAUCUGUGGAAACGGACAACGUCAACACUAAAAUCAAUCGACUAAUCAAAUUCCAUUAUGUGUCCAUCUCUAUAUCCAACAGCUGCUCUAGUAAAUUUUCAAUGGAAUAAAUCUCAUAUUUCUUUUAUUAGUCUUUUAUGCUUUAGACUUUUAGAAUUUUAGGUUCCGUUGUUUUUGUUUAGACGAAAAUAUUUGGGGCUAGAAUUUAUAAGCUAAAUUUAGAGUAGUUAUUUGAAUAUGUUCAUACGAAUUAUUUUUCUAGUUAUACACAAUCUUAUUAUAAAAUAACAUUGAACCGAAUGUCUAAAAUCAAAAUAUUCAUAAGGACUAUACUAACUUUGAAUCCAUAGGAGGGCUGGGCCGGGGCCUGGGUUGGCCACCCCCUGGAUCCGCCAAUGGAUAUCUCUAAAUAUCAUAUAUUUAAAAUGGAUAUGGUUAGAAUUAUAUGCAGAAUGCUAAGUAUAAAAACUUUUGUUCAAAAGGUUUCUUAUUAUACAUACAAACUUACAAUCAUAAUGAUUAUUUAUAAAACAUAAGUUGUAAAGAGGUUAAGGUCGAUGUAUACUUUUCAUUAACUUUGUAAGUUCUCUACUAAACCUACCCCGAGGAAAUACCUUUGUACAUAUGAAACUCACUAUUUUAGACAUCAAAUCAAUCCAUACAUCACAUUAUUUUUCGAAAAAAUUCAAACAAACUUUGUAAAAAAGAUAAGUCAUUAUUAGUCUAUACCCAACAUAUCAAAGAAAUUCAAAAAUUGUGGAACAAAGUCACUAAAGUACUCCAUCUACGUAAAAAAUAUGUUACAUAGUAAGCAAAUAUAAGAUACACUCCUAACUGUGACCAUGGUAUUAAAAAUGGUUAACCGUUUAAGUUUAUUGUGCUCCAUCCUUUCCAGAAUCCAACAAAACAACACGUGAUUCUUUUAGCCGAUUAGUCAACGUAAGCAAUAGAUCAUAAUAAUUACUGAAAAUUUUCCCACAUUGACCAACAUCAACAUAUAGCAGUUGGCACGUGAAAUAGAUUCUGAAAUGAGAUAACUAAAACUAUGCAGAACUGAACGUCAAAUAACAUUAUUGACAAGAUUAAUCAAGCCGAUUUGCGAGACAAUCAGUUGGGGGCAGUCCUGGAAGAGAUUUGUCAAUAUUUUGAUGCCCAUCCGGGGUUUAGUGUGCGGUUUGUAGGUCGGGAUAACAAUAGGGUAGCUCAUUCGGUAGCUAGAAAAGCCCUCUCUUUGUACCCGACUGGGAAUCGUUUGUUUGAUUUCAGGGCCUGGCUGCUCUCCAGGAUGUAAUUAUCUUUUUGAUUGGAUUAAUAUAUGUUAUCUGUUGACAAAAAAAAAACGUCAAAUAACAUUUGCAUUAGUCAUUCUUGAGGAGAAACCAAAUCUUGCACAUCCAAUGACCAACAUUUAAAAUUAACAAACCCACAAAAUCAAGAGGUAAAGGUAAAUAAUUAAGGCGAAACUAAAUCAGUGCUACAGUAAAAGGAUUAAUCAAUCUUUUCAACCCACGCAAGGGCAGAACGACACUAAAUUUUGGUCGAUAAGCCUCUCCUAUUGAACAGGCCACUGAGGAAAGCAAAGAAAAGGAAAGACAGAUUACAAACAGGAAAAAGUAUCCAAACAGUACAAGAUAAUACGUGUUGUUCCUCGCGAUCUUGGCUCUCAAUCGGAAGUUGCUGUAAUUCCAGCCACACAGGAAUUGGCUCUCAAUCGGAAGUUGUUGUAAGUUGCCUGCAGAUCGCUGGAAGUUUCAAUGGUUACGCGUUGUUCCUGGCAAUCUUGGCAGUAUGCAAUGUCUCAGAGUCCUCAUCCAAUCGUACACCACUGCAUUCCCAACCUUUUCGAAGCGCACAACCAAUUGGACAUAUGUUGCCAAAUUCCAAAGUAUACCAUCGUGAAGUCUUAGCAACGUCUUUUAAGAUCCUGGCAUUUCUUUCCAACCAAACACUCCAGCAUAAUAUGUGCAAGAACAUGUCGUUCUUGGUUCUGUACGCUCUCGAACCGCCCGAUGAAGAUUUGAGUGAAACACAAAGGCCCAGUUCCAAAACUGUCACCUGCAAAGCAACGAACCCUAUACUCUAAAUAGCAAGAACCGGCUUGGAACUGCAAAAGAGUAGCAAUGUACAUAAUAUUUUGCUCAAAUGCAGGGGGGGGGGGGCAUGAAUUUAGUAGAGCACAACCACAAAGAACCAACCAACAAUAACUGCAUCAGAUUGUUUCCAACCUUUAAAAACAUGUGAUGAUCAGUGAGCAUAAUUGUUCAAAAGCAAGAGAAGGAAAGUAUUAUAGAAAGCACGCACUCUAAUGAUUGAGCACCCUCCUAGUAGGUUUAAUCAUGGUGAUGUAAAUCGAGUUAGAUAACACCAACAAGAACAUUGACUAAGAAACAAGUCAACAAUAAGUUGCAUAAACUUUGGUGAUUAAUAUUUCUGUAAUGAUCUAAUUCACUUCGACCAAAGAUAAAGUUUAGAAGUUGCAGGUUGGUUACUUUAGAGGAUGUUUAGGCGCAGAGGUCAGAUCUAAUUCUGGUUUAGGUUGCAAGCCAAAUGGUAAAAGUAAUAUGGAUAAACACAAACAAUUCGAGAUUGGAGGAAAAUUGACAAAGUGAAACAAACGAAAAAGGUAAAA